AUGAGGGGUGACCAAAAGCCAUCACGACUGAUGCGAGAAGAAGAAAAGGAUGCUCGCAACGAAGUUCUUGCCACCAACAGGACCGACAAGGGUGCCACUAUGCCUGAUGUCAGGUUCAUGAAUCCGACUCGCAAGCGCAAGCGCGCCGAUAGCGCAAGUCCAUCAACACCGAGAGAAGGCCCCAAAAAGCGCCAGCAUGGUGAGAAGGUCGGUUGCUUCAAGGUCGGGAGAUACUCUGCCAUGUUCGAGCAGAAAGACCUCGACGAAUCUCACACCUUGCACCUGCUCGUGAACAGCAACGGCGAGCUCGACACCGAAGAUGAAGACGUUUGGAGGGCUCAGGAGGCAAAAACGCCGACCGCUUGCCUAAACACAGAUAGGUUCACCGAAGCAACUCUACACACAGCUUGGCUCUUUCUCCGCAAUGGCAAGCAACCUACCAUGGCGACCUACUCCAUUGAUCAGAAGUGGGAUGUCGGUGAGAGAUUCAGAGAACUCUCCAAGCUUUUCCCUGACAGGGGCCAGCUAUCCGCUGCGGCAACACUCUUCGACCUGGGUCUCGCGAUAAGAUGCCCUAAGCUUCAAAGAGCGGCGUACGACUGGUAUGCAGAAGUCCGUUUGAAUGCCUGGAGCCCGAAAUGCUUCGCAAACCCAUCCUUCUGUAGAUGGGUCGUCGAGAGAGCACCAGAGGAAAAGUACAGGGUGACACAGUAUUCGGCAUGGUUGAAGCUUCUCAAAGAAUACGAUCCCGAGAUGAUGAGGCUGAGAAAUGCCAUGACUGAAGCCACGGAGGAUGACUCUCCUGGUCUGGCUACAAAUCUCCAAGAGCUGGAGAUACUGGAGCCUGUGUGGCUCUACGACUAUCACCUGAGUGUCGAAGCUUCAGCAGACGUGGCCAAUCCCAGACUUCAAGAAGCCUCAAGUGGAGAAGAGACUUGUCUUCCAGAUACAGGAGAUGAGCAAUCAGACAACGAAGAAGAUUGA
Aureobasidium melanogenum CBS 110374 is the source of this 984-nucleotide messenger RNA. RefSeq lists its product as uncharacterized. Lineage: Eukaryota; Fungi; Ascomycota; Dothideomycetes; Dothideales; Saccotheciaceae. The record is from RefSeq and is a predicted model, not a curated record. Bases 1 to 984 code for a protein of 327 amino acids. The transcript has a single exon.